Messenger RNA from Dioscorea cayenensis subsp. rotundata (Guinea yam), 788 nucleotides. Its product is annotated as ferredoxin-like. Gene Ontology annotation, biological process: electron transport chain. Lineage: Eukaryota; Viridiplantae; Streptophyta; Magnoliopsida; Dioscoreales; Dioscoreaceae. The record is from RefSeq and is a predicted model, not a curated record. Gene Ontology annotation, cellular component: chloroplast. Gene Ontology annotation, molecular function: 2 iron, 2 sulfur cluster binding; electron transfer activity. The coding region runs from base 126 to 569 and encodes 147 amino acids. The transcript has a single exon.
CCUCUCCUUCCAUAUCCUUCACCACACCUUUCUAUCUAGCUAUAUCUCCCUGCUAAAUUAUACUUAACUUCCUCUCUAUCUCUCCAACACUAAGUAGCUAGCUAGUACUCUAAAGUACGUACUCCAUGGCCACCACAACCACUAGCACCCUCUUCAUGACCAUCCCCUCUUCCUCCUUCACUCGCCGAAACACCUCACUGAUCUCACUCCGUCCAUUCCCGGCCACUUCCAAGCUCUUCGGCCUCGACCAAGCGCGCGGCGGCCGUGUCACUUCCAUGGCCGUGUAUAACGUCAAAUUACUCACUCCAGAUGGCCCUGUAGAAAUACAGUGCCCUGACGAUGUGUACAUCAUGGAUUGUGCUGAGGAACAAGGUAUUGACCUACCUUACUCGUGCCGCAGUGGCUCUUGCUCUAGCUGUGCCGGCAAGGUUGUCGAGGGAGUGGUCGACCAAGAAGAUCAAAGCUUUCUUGAUGACGAACAGAUGGAGAAUGGCUUUGUUCUUACUUGCAUCGCUUUACCCAGGUCUAACCUCGUCAUUGAGACUCACAAAGAAGAGGAAAUAGCGUGAGCUUAAUUAUAUAUUAUUACGAUAUAUCAUCUUGCAUGCACCCUUCAGCAGCAAUGUUGUAUUUUUCUUUUUCUUUUUUUUUCUGUGUUAAUUUCCUCUGUUUUUUUUAAAACAAUAUUUAAUGUGUGGAGUCUGCACUUUGGAGUAGAUAAAUUGUUUGGAUGUGAUUUGUGUUUGGUGGAGACUUUGAGUUCAAAUCAUUCAUCUACUGUUCCUCUU